Engraulis encrasicolus (European anchovy) is the source of this 3367-nucleotide messenger RNA. It is a transcript of the gene pex14, whose product is annotated as peroxisomal biogenesis factor 14. Gene Ontology annotation, biological process: protein import into peroxisome matrix, docking. The record is from RefSeq and is a predicted model, not a curated record. Gene Ontology annotation, molecular function: signaling receptor binding. The coding region runs from base 49 to 1221 and encodes 390 amino acids. The transcript is spliced from 10 exons. Gene Ontology annotation, cellular component: peroxisomal membrane; peroxisomal importomer complex. NCBI's taxonomy places the organism in Eukaryota, Metazoa, Chordata, Actinopteri, Clupeiformes, Engraulidae.
CACCUAUUAUGUCUGGUUAGCUUGCUAGCUAGCAGCAGGCUGAAGAAGAUGGCAUCAUCUGAGCAACCUGAACACCAAAUACAGAAUGGCUCGCCGGUCAGGGAGGAUGCCCCAUCCCCAUCGCGGGAAGCGCUGAUUGCAACAGCCGUAAAAUUUUUGCAGAACCAGAAAGUUCGUCAAAGUCCUUUGGCCACGCGAAAAGCCUUCCUGAAGAAGAAAGGCCUAACAGAUGAGGAGGUGGAGCUGGCCAUCCAGCGUUCGGGCUGCACGGAGGACCCCCUAGCCCUGGCCCCUGCCCCCCUGGGGCCCCCCAUCCUGCACCCGUCCCAGCUUGCCCCACUACCACACAGUGCCGCUGGCUACAGAUGGAGGGACUAUGGGGCUCUGGCCAUCAUCAUGGCUGGCAUGGCCUUUGGCUUCCAUCAACUCUACAGGAAGUAUAUCCUUCCCCUCAUUAUGGGCAGCCGGGAGGACAAGCAGCAGCUGCAGCGCAUGGAGGCCAGCAUGGCGGAGAUGAGUGGCACGCUGACACAGACAGUCACCCAGCUGCAGGUGACCCUGGCCUCAGUGCAGGAGCUACUUGUGAAGCAACAGCAGAAGAUCCAGGAGCUGUCUAAUGAGCUGACCACCAGUCAGGCGUCCUCCACGACCAACCGCAUGUUGGAGUCCCAGACCAUUAGUGAUCUGAAGGCGGAGAUUGUGUCCCUUAAAGGUCUCCUUCUAAGCAGAAGACAGUUCCCGGCGUCCCCCUCGGUGCCCAAGAUCCCGUCCUGGCAGAUCCCUCUGAAGCCCAACGCCCUGUCCAACCCGCCCUCCGCCAACCACACCAACAGCAGCAGCGACAUCUCGCCCGUCAGCAACGAGUCGGCCGGCUCCUCCCCUGUCAAGGACCCGCACGGCACCCAGCCCACCCCCUCGGGCGCCCACGCUCACACCCUGAACGGAGACCCGGGCCUGGGCAGCAUGCUGCCCCUCGACCUGAAGGACCAGGUACGCAUGGAGGUGCAGGGCGAGGAGGAGAAGAAGGAGGAGGAGGAAGAGGAGGAGGAGGAGGAUGAAGAUGAGGACGAGGACGAAGAGGAGGAUGGCGUGAGGAGGGCGGAGGAGGAGGAGAGGCUUAGCGUGCAGACGGAGGACAGAAGGGGCGGGGACGGACAGUUCCACGAGCAGGUGGACAAGCUGAGGCGUCCCGAGGGGGCCAGCAACGAGAGCGAGGGCUGAGUGGAGGGAGCGGUGUCUGGGCUGGCGGCUGUGCUGUAUCCCGGCGGUCUCCAGCAGGGCGGGCUGAUUUGGUUUAUGAAGUCUGUUAAUAAUCAAAUGAUCAACAAAUAACAGAUGUAUUAGUUCAUGCGGCUUGAAAUGUCAAGGAGGCUCAAAUCGGAAAUCUAAUACCGAAAGCCCUGUUAUAUGAUAUUAUAUUACACGACAAACCCUCCAGUCCAAAUUAUAUGGGCCUCCCACAGUGAAUAAUCUUAACAUGAAACAGUGCCGGGGUUUCGUAAUUAAACCGUGUAUAACAAUGGAUGUUUGCUGUGGCACGGCUGACAGCUCUGCUUUUCCUUGUUCUCGGAUUUGGGGGUCCCUCGUAAGAGGAGUUCAGGAGGGGUAGAGGUGCGGGGGUGGGUGUGGGUGUGGGUGUGGGUAUCUGGGUGUGGUGGGGGUUGACACAGCCUGAUGUAAAUGAAGGCUAACGUAUGAAUACUUAACUAACCCAAUUACCACCAUCCACCCCUCACCCACCCGCACCCCCCAAGCAGAUGAUGAACCGACAGAAAAAUAGAAGAGAGAAUGAAGGCAGAAUGAAAGGAAAAAGAAAGCAGAGAGAGAGAGAGAGGGGGAAGAUAUGCACAAGUAAGAAUUAACGUGCAGACUCUGCUGUGGCAUUUUCACUUUUAACAAAUGGCCUUCAAAAGUAACGCGAUUAGGACAGAGGCAGGUGAAGCUUCAUCCCACACAGUCCUUCUCUAUCACUCUCUCUCUCUCUCUCUCACUCACUCUCACUCACCCUCCUUCUUUCUUGCACUCUGUCUCUCUCUCUGUCUCUCUCGCUCUCUCGCUCUCUCACUCCGCUAGUGAGAAGCAUCAUCAUCUCUCUCUGUCUCUCUCAAUCUCUCUCACUUUCUUUAUCUUUCCUUCUCCCCCAGUAACAAGCCACGUAGAAUCAUCUCUCUCUCUCGCUCUCUCUUGCUCUCUCUCUCGCUUCCCCCCCCCCCUCUCUCUCUCUCUCUCUCUCUCUCUCUCUCUCUCUCUCUCUACCAGAUUCUCCUUAAUCAGAGCCGACCCAUUGUCACAGUGACGAGGAUAAAGCCAGUGCACGCUAGCGACAUGCAGUAAUGCCAGAGAAAGUUGUUUUAAUUUUCUAAUGGAUUGUUAUUGAUCCGAAAUAGUAAAAGAUUAUGAAGCGACCAAGGUAAAUCAUUUUGACUGAGAUGUAGGUGGGUGGUGGUGUUGGAGGGGGGGAGGCAUGAUGACUGAAGAAGGGGUGUAAAGAUCCAACCAUCACUCUUACCUCCGAGUGGAGGGAGGCUGAGACGUGUGUGUGUGUGUGUGUGUGUGUGUGUGUGUGUGUGUGUGUGUGUGUGUGUGUGUGUGUGUGUGUGUGUGUGUGUGUGUGUGUGUGUGUGUGUGUGUGUGUGUGUGUGUGUGUGUGUGUGUGUGUGUGUGUGUGUGUGUGUGUGUGUGUGACUGAGUGAAUGUGUGUGUGCAUAAUGUAUGUUAGUUGUGUGUGGUUGGUUGGUUGCCUGCCUGCCUGCCGACGUGGUUGGUUGGUUGUAUUAAAACUGUGUGAAUGUUUAGCAUCUGACUGUUCUCGAGUCAUAGGGGUGAGGCCUUUUGUUUGUUGUAAUGGCGCCCUUCAAAUCGCCUAUUAGGCUAUCGUUCAUUACCAAGGAUAUACACCCAGCUGAUGUCUACUGCAAUUACGAAAUACCAGAAAACAUGUAAAUAAUGUACUUGUAAUAAAGUCAACACAAAGCACAAGUGUGUGUUUGUCCAUUUGUCUUUUUUUCAUGUACAAUAAAAGAUACAAGGACAACCAUGAUGUAGUAUAUAAUGCACACACAUUUAUGUGAGUGUGUGUGUGUGUGUAUCUGUGGGCGUAAGCAUCAUAUGCGUUGCAUUUACGCACUCAUAUUCAAGCCAGAGAGGGAAAAAAAUGCCAUCAUCUUGUUCUGUGCAUUAGUAUUCAUGAAUCUUUAAUGUCUGAAUAUUUAUCCAGGGAGAGAGAGAGAAAAAAAAUCAGGGCUAAAAUAAUGUACGUCAUUUAGCAACACUGCAGCGAAAACAAGAUGUUCAUAGAUAGCACAAUUGACUCGUGUUUCGAGAGGGGCCAUUUGCUGUGCAUGUUUUAACAGCGACUCUGUCGCCU